This is a messenger RNA of Triplophysa dalaica, 3233 nucleotides long. RefSeq names its product gamma-glutamyltransferase 5b (gene ggt5b). The record is from RefSeq and is a predicted model, not a curated record. The coding region runs from base 37 to 1719 and encodes 560 amino acids. Gene Ontology annotation, cellular component: plasma membrane. Gene Ontology annotation, molecular function: leukotriene-C(4) hydrolase activity; glutathione gamma-glutamate hydrolase. Lineage: Eukaryota; Metazoa; Chordata; Actinopteri; Cypriniformes; Nemacheilidae. The transcript has 12 exons. Gene Ontology annotation, biological process: glutathione catabolic process; leukotriene D4 biosynthetic process; inflammatory response.
CGUCUCAUUACCUGACAGACACGCGCAGAAAGCAGCAUGGCUAAAUCUCAGUCCACACGCUGCUGUCUGUGCGUCCUCGCUUUCAUGUGCAUUUCUGCUGUUAUCUGCAUCUGCAUCAUUCUGGGCUCCAGACCGAGACACUGUGAUUUUUUUACGCAUGCUGCCGUUUCUGCGGACUCUCAAUUGUGCUCUGAUGUUGGCAGGGAUAUGCUUCUUCAGGGGGGUUCUGCAGUGGAUGCAGCCAUCGCCGCUUUGCUCUGUACUGGAGUGGUUAACCCACAGAGCAUGGGCCUGGGAGGGGGAUCCAUCUUUACUAUUAUGGACAACACAGGCAAAGUUAAAGUCAUCAGCUCACGAGAGACGGCCCCGAAAGGUGUCAAAGCAGAUUUACUGAAGGGCUGUCCGACGUCUCUAACCUUCACUACAGGAAGCGAAUGGAUAGGUGUACCAGGAGAACUCCGUGGUUAUCAACAAGCACACCGGCUGUAUGGAAAGCUGCCCUGGGACAAACUUUUCGAGCCCACCAUUAAGCUGGCACGGGAGGGCUUUCCCAUGCCAACCUACCUCGGAAAAUUCUUGCAAUAUGAUAUGGUUAAACAGCUGAUUCAAAGCACUAAACUCUGUGAUUUGUUCUGUCACAAGAACAAGACAGUUUUUGGCCCAGGGGAUGUGUUGAGGUUCUCUAAGCUGGCGGAAACCAUGGAAAUCAUCGCCAAAGAAGGAGCCGAUGCCUUCUACACAGGGAAAAUCGGCAGGGACUUGAUAGACGAUGUAAAAGCUGCAGUUCGUUUUCCAGGUGGAACCUUAUCAGAACAGGAUCUGAAGGCUUUCCAGGUACGAGUCAGCGAUGCAUGGUCAGUUCAACUGGGGGAGUACAAGAUGCAUUUCCCUCCUCCGCCAGCAGGGGGAGCGAUACUCAGCUUUAUUCUUCAACUUAUGCAUGGGUUCGGCCUCUCUCCAGCCUCCAUCAAUGGAGAACAGAAAAAAGUGACUCUGCAUCGUUACCUCGAGGCAGUAAAAUUUGCAAACGGACUAAAGCGCAACCUAGGAGACCCAUUCUUCAACUCCAGAGAUAUGACAUACAUGACAGACAAGAAGUUUACAGACCGCAUCAGGGCUCUGAUCAUUGAUGGACUGACGCACAGCGACUCCUACUACAACGUCACGCCGUUAAACGACCGCUUUGGCACGACGCACGUCUCAGUGAUGGCAGCAGAUGGCAGUGCUGUGUCGGUUACCAGCACCAUCAACCACAUGUUUGGAUCAUCUAUUUAUUCUGAGAAGACGGGUAUCAUCCUCAACAAUGAGCUAGCUGACUUCUGUGGCAAAGCGGAUUCAGUCACGCCAGGUGAGCAGCCACCUUCCUCCAUGGCUCCAUCCAUCCUGCAGUCCUCCUCUCAGCGGACGACACUGGUGAUCGGUGGAUCUGGAGGCAGUAUGAUCACUUCAGCCAUGGCCCUGUCCAUUAUGAACCACCUGUGGUUUGGUAUGAGUCUUAACGAAUCCAUCGCUGAAAAAAUUGUAUUCGUGAAUUCUAAGAAUGCCAUCAACUUUGAGCACGGAUAUGACAAUGCAGCUAUAAAGGCAAUGGAAGCGUUACGACAUGAUGUGAAACCAUAUCAGUUCUUCUUUAAUGUGGUCAAUGCCGUCUCGAAAAAAGGACACUGCAUCAGUGCUGUGUCUGACGCCAGGAAGGUGGGCAAGUCAGCAGGAUACUGAAGUGCUCUCAUUCUGCCGGUGAGCUGCAGCUGUAUUAGGGCUAGUUGUCACACGGCGAAGACGCAGCAGAAACUAUACAUUUACAAUCAAAAGUUCAAUUUCAUAUUUUUGAUUGAUUGUUUUUCAGUGGUUUUGCCGUUUGAACUUUGCUAAAUGGCAUGUAAUAAGCAAUUUUAUUGGAAGCUCCUUUUGUGCCAAUUUACUUGUGACGCUGUGUGCCUCUAUGUUUUUGUUAUCAUGAAAGGUCAACAUGUUCAAUCGCAUUUUUACACAAUAAUAGUAUAAAGGUACAAUAGCUGUCUAUAGAGAAUUCCACUUAAAGUGGCCAUAACUAAGACAGCUUCUGCAUAUCUCAUGUUACUCUUAAGUACUUACAGAAUAGUAUGGCACCCUUCAAAUAUCCAAGUCUUUAGUGCCGUGCCAUCUAUCAGUUUCGAACAAUCUCCAAAUCCAGUGUUAUAUCCAUCAUUUAUACAACAUCCAUCACUAAAAUGCUGUGAACAAACAAACACACCUCAAUAAAUCUCACUAUAGCAAGAGUAACAAGGUGCAGGACCACACCACAGCCCAUCUUGAUGCAACGCACCCAAUCUUAAUUUUAGGCAGGUCUUCCUAUCGCUUGUUAGUUGAGGUGUGGGCAGACUAUUUCUUUCGCCUAGUCGUCCUUUUACGGGAGAAUUGCCCAAUAAGGGACAAAGAAAAGUUUCUAUGAAACGGAUUUUCAUGGUCGAGAAAAACUUUCCAAAACCUGUAUGAACGCUGAGGGAGUGGAUCGAGCACAAAAAUACUACUGUGCGUAAUACAUCCGACUCGUUUCUUGACAAGUUGAUCAUGUCAAGCAUGAGAAAACAUCAAAUUUAACAUUGUAAAGAAGCCUGAAUGCAUGAAACGCAUGCAUUCCACAUCCCCUUUAAUGUACCUACUGUAAGAAAAUAUUCACUGGACUAAAACGUGUGACAACUAGCCCCGGUCUUUCAUUUAUCUUGUGCUUACAUUUUCUUGUAAUCAUGAAAAACCUAAAAAGUUAAAAUAUUUUUUUCUAAUAACAGAGAUCUCCCUGCAAAUAUAUAAUUCCUUAUCCUAGAAGCUUAACCUCCAUUUUGCAUAUUGUUACUGUAUGUAGGGAGAGCUUGUUUUUAAGUAUUUUUUAAAAUGUGAAUGUUACGAAACUGAAUGUAGCACUACAAUCGCUAAAUCAUUUUAGCAUUUAUUUUUUAUAUCUUGUGUUCAUGUGCACUUUUGUAUUUUUAAAGGGAUGUACUUUUCUAAAUACCAUUUAUGUUUAAUCUUCUAUGAAAGUUUUCUACUGUACUGUAAGUGUUUUUUUAAUGGUAUGGAUAUCUUUUAUUGUAUCUGUAUCUGAGAUAAAGUUGAUAGAUGUUCAUAAAGGACACCAGCGUUUCCUCUGACAUCUCAUGAUGCACUGGCGCUUACCAAAUCAAAUAAUCUACUAAAGUGUAUUUUUGUGUGUUUUCAUUUUGUCAACAAGUCUCAAUAAAUCUCUCUUUUUUUCA